Esox lucius (northern pike) is the source of this 6408-nucleotide messenger RNA. It is a transcript of the gene adarb1a, whose product is annotated as adenosine deaminase RNA specific B1a. Lineage: Eukaryota; Metazoa; Chordata; Actinopteri; Esociformes; Esocidae. Gene Ontology annotation, cellular component: nucleolus; cytoplasm. Bases 2209 to 4536 code for a protein of 775 amino acids. Gene Ontology annotation, molecular function: double-stranded RNA adenosine deaminase activity; tRNA-specific adenosine deaminase activity; double-stranded RNA binding. Gene Ontology annotation, biological process: adenosine to inosine editing; RNA processing. The record is from RefSeq and is a predicted model, not a curated record. The transcript is spliced from 10 exons.
AUUAAGUUCCCGGGGAAGCCACAGCACGGGUCCAACGUUUUCUUAUCCAAUGAAAUCAGUGCGUUAGAUUUUUCUUUCGUGCUGCGUGGAUUUUGUGUCUGGCAACCUUAGCUGCCGUCCACCACCAUUGUUUUGCUUGGUACUAAUAGCGUACGCACGUUCGAACCCUCAUCUGCACCAGACAAAGCUGUCAAGUGUGUAGUUAGCGCCUUUUGACGUAGGACGAGCGACUGUUGAUUGAGCAAGGUUUGAGAAGAACAAUACCGAUUUCGCUGCCCCAGAUUUUAUCACUGGAUCCACGGAGUCCCCUCAGAACCUACAGCAAUUAUAAAGGACGAGCUGGUGCACGGCUACCUCGUAACCAGCCGAGGUUCUUCACCAUGGAGGGAGAUGAAGAGGAGAGCAUGAGUGAGUCUCACAAACACACACACACAAAUACCCCAUUCCUCUGAUUUGCUCGCUACCUGUGUUAUACUUCCAGAGUCUGGAGUAGACCUCUUUCACACUAAUAUAAAUUAAUAAGUUGUGGUCUGUUUCAGAGUUGAAUUCAGCUACCAUAUGCAUUUCUAGUAAAUAGGACGUCCUUGGGUCAUUGGGAAGUUGUGCCGUGACGUCUCCCAAGACGUCCCCUGUUUUCUGUGACUGUGUUCGAACUCUUUCAUACCGCUGAUUUGCUUUGUGUUGGAUUGACCUUGAGAAAAGGCCAUCUGACUGUGUUUCCAGGCUCAGGAAGUAGGAUCAGAGUUUAAUCCCCUGUUCAGGGGAGAUGAGGAUAUAUCUCUGGCGUUAUUUCAGACCGUUUUAAGAGACGGAUUCUGGGCUUGACCCCCUGCUCCCCUCAAAAAGCUUCCUAAACGCCACAGAGUGCCUGGUCUGUUAUAGCUCAGCCUUAAACUGUCCAUAAUAAGCCAGGAAACCAGGUUACGAGGAAACUAUGCUCUUUCUACAGUGAAAUUACUGGGUUUGGGAACAACACUUUAUUUCCCCCUUCAAAAACACUGGCUCAAUAUUGUUACGUUCCAGGAAGAGGAGAGCCAGACAGGAUGCAUUGUGGGCCAGUAGGAUGGAGCUGUUAGGAGCAGAUGUUGAAUACAGCCCAGUGCUUUGCCUGGCAGUGCUAGGGCCCAGGGCUUUCACAUAGAUCCCAUUACACACUUUCCGCGUGCAUUAUGUUAGAACAUGUGUGUUAGGACAGCCCUAAUCCUCCCGCUGCGCUGCGAUGCCAAGUUAGACCCAGGAUGAGCGUGUUUGGAAGACUGUCUUGCUCAGGGACGUCCUCCCCGCACAGCUCUCAGGUAGGAGUUGGUUACAGGCCUUUGGGCGAAUGACACCAAGGUUACUCAAGGGCUUUCUGUGUGUGUGUUUGUGUGUGUGUGUCUGUACAUCCAAAUGUGGGUCAGAACUGAGCAUUGUUGGUGACGCACAGUGGUCAGUUUCAAUGCUGUAUUGUUAAGUCAUCUCCCAACAGGGUUGUAAUCACUCACCCCUCCUGUUGCCCUGGGUGAUAGUAGCGUUCUGUUGUUGCAUUGUUGUCCUCCCGCAUGCUUGUUUGUUUGACUAAAACUACAGUACAAUCCAGAAGAUAUAACAUUUGCAAUCAACUAUCGAACCCUUUUUUUCAGAAAAUGACGAUUGACAACUUGUUCCAGAGCAAACUUAUGAUGUAAAUGCUAGUGUUGCAUGGUUAUGCCAGAAAUCACAGGUUUCUCUGUUUUUAGCGUCUCUACUUUGGGAGGGGCCACAGCCUCAUCGUGUCCCUCUUCAAGCUCUCUGUCGCUGCCUUCUUCUCUCCUCCUGCAUUUUAUUCAAGGGUGUAUUCUAUCCCUGAGCGCCGAAAGGAGUAACCUAUCGAGCUUUUGCUGGAGGAUGUUAUAAAUGAAAAUUUACACCCAAGUUCCAUCGGCUUUGUAAUCAGGACGUGUUGAAAUGUGUUCCUUCACCCACACCUACACAUAAUAAUUUGAUGUCAAGAUAUAUACAAGCUUUGCGGUUAAAUUGGUCACAGUCUGUCUCAGUACAGAUUUUUUCAGAAACUAGAUGAAAACAUUAAAAUGUUUGGACAUUUUGACGAGGCAACUUUUUUUCCUUACACCUGUCCUUGGUAGUCCUUUUUCAGGUAGAUAGUUCACACGUUAUCGGUAGAAAUCCUCUCUGAAAUCCUCUAGUCAUGUUUUUCAGCCCCCCCCCUAUAGAUUUUAUUAAAGGUUAAUGUUUGACAGUAAGUAUGUCUUUGACAUACAGCAAGGUUUAUGUUUUUGUAAUGACUACUUAUUACUUAGCUCCUUAGACAAUCUAAUUUACAGAGGAACACACAUCACUUGUCCAGUUACAAAGAGAGAUAAAGGAAUCUAUAAAUUUUACAUUUACAAGAUCCUGCAACGAAGGCGUUGUAAGUUACUCUUUCUGGGCACCGCAGGUUCGAGCAGCACCGACGUUAAGGAAAACCGCAACCUGGACAACGUGGUCUUCUCCUCCAAGGAGGGGGUGGGUGGUGAGGGGGCAGCUCACCUCCCUAAUGGGGGCAGUGCAGGGGGGGGAGGGGGCAGGAAGCGCCCCCUGGAGGAGGGAAAUAACGGGCAUCACAACAACAAAUACAGGCCCAAGAAGCGUAAGAAAACGCCUGGGCCCAUUCUGCCCAAGAACGCCCUGAUGCAACUCAACGAGAUCAAGCCGGGGCUGCAGUACAAGCUGCUGUCCCAGACCGGCCCGGUCCACGCGCCCGUGUUUGUCAUGACCGUCGAGGUCAACGGUCAGCUCUUCGAGGGCUCCGGUCCCACCAAGAAGAAGGCCAAGCUGAACUCGGCCGAGAAGGCUCUGCGCUCUUUUGUUCAGUUCCCCAACGCCUCCGAGGCGCACAUGGCCAUGGGUAGGACUCUGACGGUGAACACAGACUUCACGUCGGACCAGGCCGACUUCCCGGACAUGUUGUUUAACGGGUUCGAGACACCCGCGCCAUCGGAGGAGUCCUUCUACUUGCUCUCUAACGGUAGCAGCGGCUCCUUCAGCACACUGGGACUGGGAGAGUACCCCCUGGUGGCUAACUCGGGAACUACCGCCCUGAGCCAGUCCUCGAUAGCCCUGCCGCCAAACCCCUCCGCCCCGGCCUUUGUCUCCCCCUCUAUUGCCAAGAACCCCGUUAUGAUCCUCAACGAACUACGACCCGGGCUAAAGUAUGACUUUGUGUCGGAGAGCGGAGAGAGCCACGCCAAGAACUUUGUCAUGUCGGUGGUGGUGGACGCUCAGACGUUCCAGGGCUCCGGACGCAACAAGAAGCUGGCCAAGGCUCGGGCGGCACAGGCGGCCCUCUCGGCCCUCUUUAACAUGCAGCUGGACCAGACGCCGUCCAGGCAACCCAUACCAAGGGAAGGACUCCAACUGCACCUGCCCCAGGUUCUAGCCGACGCUGUGUCCGGUCUGGUAGUUGACAAGUUCAGUGAGCUGACGGAUAACUUCACAUCUCCGCACGCACGACGGAAAGUCCUAGCAGGUGUUGUCAUGACAACAGGCAGUGAUGUCAAGGAAGCACAGGUGAUCUGUGUCUCCACGGGGACCAAGUGUAUAAACGGCGAGUACAUGAGUGACCGCGGCCUGGCGUUGAACGACUGCCAUGCCGAGAUCAUCGCUCGCCGGUCCCUGGUUAGGUACCUGUACGCACAGCUCGAACACUUCCUCAGCAACAAUAGGGAGGAUCACCAGAAGUCGAUAUUUAUGAAGUGUGAGAACAAGCAGGGUUUCCGUCUGAAAGACAACGUGCUGUUCCACCUGUACAUCAGCACGUCGCCCUGCGGAGACGCUCGCAUCUUCUCACCCCACGAGGCUGCCUUUGAGGAUCAGGGGGACAAGCAUCCUAACAGAAAAGCCCGUGGUCAGCUGAGGACGAAGAUAGAGUCUGGGGAGGGGACCAUCCCGGUGAAGGUCAGCAACACCAUCCAGACCUGGGACGGAGUACUGCAGGGGGAGAGGCUCCUCACUAUGUCCUGCAGUGACAAGAUCGCCAGGUGGAACGUGGUCGGGAUCCAAGGCUCCCUGAUGAGCUACUUCACAGAGCCGAUCUAUUUCUCCAGCAUUAUCCUUGGCAGUUUGUACCACGCCGACCACCUCUCUAGAGCCAUGUACCAGAGAAUCGCCGACAUUGAGGACCUGCCUCAGACAUUCAACCUCAACCGGCCACUUCUGAGCGGAAUCAGCAACGCAGAGGCGCGGCAGCCGGGGAAAGCUCCAAACUUCAGUGUGAACUGGACCGUUGGGGACCAAGGGCUUGAGGUUAUAAAUGCCAUGACUGGCAAAGACGACUUGGGGCGGCCCUCAAGGCUCUGCAAGCACGCCCUCUACAGCCGCUGGGUGCGCUUGUACUGCAAGCUUUCACAGACUCUGAGGAUAAAAGGUGCCAAGCCCAGCUUGUACCAUGAUGCCAAACAGGCUGCGUUGGAGUACCACGCCGCGAAGCAGACUCUGACCAAGGAAUUCCAAAAGGCAGGCCUUGGAGCCUGGGUCAAGAAGCCCAUUGAACAAGAUCAGUUUUCACUCCAGACCUGAGCGGAUCGCUGUUAUAGAGACAUAAUCACUAUCUUAGUCUAGAAUGACUUAGUGAUUAUAUUUGUAUGGUCACUUUCAUGGGAGGAAGAGGAGGCUACCAUGAAUGAAUAUUACCACUACCAGCCGUUUAGACUUCAUUUGUUCUGUUUAUGGAUGACUCUCACCCAAACCGCCCCCCCCCCCCAAUCAUUUAAUUUUCACCUUAAGAUAUUGAAUUUGGAGUUUUAACAUUCCGAUCGUUGUUUACGUUUUGUUAAUUUCAUGGUCUUCAUUCCACUUGAGGACUUGACACAUGAAAUCUGACAACUGUAAAACUGGAGAUUUUAGUUUUUGUCAGGGCAUUCGUUUAAUGAGUCAAUACAUGUACUUGCAACGAUCGGCUGAAAUUAGUUGGUUGUCUAAGACAAAACUUUGCCCACAUUCACUGUGUGAUUCAUAAUAUGUAGAAAGCUUUCCAGAUUACUUCACAGCAGUGGUCAUGACAAUAAAAAUGUUGCUGUAUUCUUUAUUAAAAAUAGUGAUGUGUCCAUUCCUCAUCUUUUCUUGAAGGUGGACAUCUUUUCUUGCACUUUUUAAGCGCAGUGUUUUCUUUCUGUCUUCGGUGAGAUGUAAACCAUUGCCCUCUCUGAGGACAAUAUGUCUUUUUUACAAUAGUAGACAUGUUUUUUGAGUUUGAAAAUUCGACUGAGAAUGCUUUCUAUACCGAUAAUUACAUUUUAUCUGUCUAAAUUCUAUAACUUUUCAGAAAUAUUUAAUUCCUUUUUCCCUUUACAGCAAAUUACAUCGCUAAAGAAUAUAUGGCCUUUGAAAGUAAAAUUUCUUUGGGCAUACAUUCUUGCAGCUCGGUUAUCUGCUAUGCAAUUUCUGGAUGACUCACACUGAUGGUUCCCAGUCAGAUGUGGUGGACUACAUCCAUUUUUUUUAUUUCCCUACCCAAACAACGUUUUAUCAGUGUGUACCAUUUGUUGAGAGCUUGACAGAAAACGACAGAAAUUAUUUUAGCUCAUGUUCUGCCAUUUGUGUUGACGUGUCUGUAGUUUGUUCUCCUUGUCUUAUCGUACGCCGCCUUACCUCACUAAAUAAUAUUUGUAUUUGCUUUUGGUUAUUCUGUGAUGUAUGAUGUCCGUACCAAGUUUCUGGUCACUUAAUUUGGAUUACUGUGUUGAUUACAUAGCGCAGUGUCACCUAUUUGGACCAUUUAUUUAGAUUUUUCCCCCUGUAUUAACUUUGCAAUUCAAAAAUAUGAAACUGUUAAUGAUUUUGACGUGUUUUGUGUCAAUUUUAAACAGUUAACGUUGCCCUCCAAAAAAUGGGAUACACCCAAAAUGUAAUUAUAUCAGCCUUGCUAAUGUUGAUGUAGUGUAUCCAAGUAUUCCCAUCAAAAUUUGACUCCUGUUCACAACCCUAUUUUGUAUUUAUCCCCCUCAUGCAUUCUCAGUGCUUUCGUUCUUGGCAUGUUUCCUUCUUUGUUUAUUUAAAAAAGUUGUUGGAAUCCACAAGAAUCAAGGCUAUUGCAGUUUUUUAAAAGGGGACCAAGCACAACCUGUGUGUUUUUUUUUGUUUUGUUGUUGUUGUUGUUGUUGCUGUUGAACUGGUUUACGUACGUCUGCUUUCUUUGACCGAGUUGUGAAACAUUGACUGUGAAUGUUGACCGUGAACGUCGACUGGGUCUUUUUUUUCCAUCUUGUUGAAAUGUUGAAAUGUUCCAUUGAUGUGCCCGGUCCACUAACGUGUGAAGGAUGUGAACCAUCCUACUGCAUGACGUUUCAUUAUAAAGCAUGAGGAAAAUAAAAUGAACCAAAUGGAGAGAAAAAAUCAUACACCUACAAGUUAACAUAUACAAUAAAUAUGAACACUGUUUGAUUUUGGAAA